AUGAGGCUUGCUCAGUUUGAGAUCACCCCCGUCUCACUCCCAAUGGGCGGAGGUCUUGGGGGCACCAGGAAGGGAGGACCUGAAGAGAACACAAGGUUCUCCGGCCGGGACGAAUACAGAGAGCGUGACAGUUCACGGGAGAGAGGAGGCGGAGGAGGAGGCGGAGGCGGAGGCGGAGACCGAAGAGGACGACCUAGGAGCAGAUCCCGGGAGAGACGUCCACGCUCUCGCAGUCGUGAGAGGGACGCAACAAGGAGGAGAAGCAGAAGUAGGGAACAUAGGAGGGGCAUCGAUGAAGAUGAGGACAGGGGCAGGAAGAGGGCAAGGCGGAGUAGAUCUCGAGAGCGAAAGAGGAGCAGAUCACGAGACAGGGACCGCAAACGUUCACGUCGUAGUAGGAGCCGUGAUCGUGGUGACCGUCGUCGUGACAGACAGGAGGGCCAGCCGGAUGAAAUAAUGCAGGACAUGCCCCUCGACUUCGAUGGAAAGAUUCUCAUAAAACAAGAGGAUCAGAACAAGGGCUACCCCGAUGAAGAGCCUAAUGGGUUCCCUCGUGAGUUCCGAGAGGAAACUGAUGAUGACCGAGAGCGAGAGCAAGAGCAGUUCCCAACAGAGGAGGAAAGACCCAAAGAUGACAGGGCAGAGGAGGAACAGGAAUACCAACAAUGA
Pecten maximus is the source of this 669-nucleotide messenger RNA. Its product is annotated as U1 small nuclear ribonucleoprotein 70 kDa-like. The transcript is spliced from 4 exons. The record is from RefSeq and is a predicted model, not a curated record. Lineage: Eukaryota; Metazoa; Mollusca; Bivalvia; Pectinida; Pectinidae. Bases 1 to 669 code for a protein of 222 amino acids.